UUCCAGGACUAGGUUUCAAUGAUGAAAAUUUAUUGCACGGGUUUACUUUUUGCUUAGAAUUGAUUUGGUCGUAGAUAGGAUACACUAUUAGUAUGGGUGACGGUUCGCAGAGGAUCGCGCGAUGGUAUUUUGGGGGACUAGCUUCCUGCGGCGCAGCCUGCAUCACCCACCCUCUGGACACGCUCAAGGUGCAGCUACAGACACAGCAAGAAUCCAAACUAAAGGGCAGUCAGAUCGCAAUUCGCAUCAUCAAAAAUCAGGGAUUCAUGGCUUUGUAUAACGGCCUCUCAGCUUCACUAUUGCGUCAAGUCACGUACUCAACCACGAGAUUUGGCAUCUACGAGGUGAUGAAGCAACGAAUGGGCAACUCAGGAGGAGACGUGCCUUUCUACAAGCGCGUGGCUAUUGCUGCCGCGGCGGGCGCGUGUGGAGGUUUCGUCGGCACACCCGGCGACAUGGUCAAUGUCAGGAUGCAGAACGAUGUCAAAUUACCUCUUGAACAACGGAGGAACUACAAGCACGCGAUAGACGGGCUAAUGCGCGUGUCGCGCGAGGAGGGCGUGAAGCAGCUGUUUAGAGGCGCGUCCUCGGCCACGGUGCGCGCGGUGCUCAUGACGGUCGGCCAACUCUCCUUCUACGACCAAAUCAAGGCGACGCUCCUCAGCUCGGGUUACUUCCACGACAACCUCGUGUGUCACUUCGCGUCCUCUUUGUGUGCCGGCGCCAUUGCGACGACGAUGACGCAGCCACUCGAUGUCAUCAAGACGCGCGCGAUGAACGCAGCCCCCGGCGAGUACAGAAACUUGUGGCACAUUAUUACCUACACAGCCAAGACGGGCCCACUCGGCUUCUUCAAGGGUUACGUACCGGCAUUCGUGCGGUUGGGCCCUCACACAAUCUUCACGUUCAUUUUCUUCGAGCAGCUGAGGAAAAACUUCGGUUUCUUCAAACCUACCAACCAAUAAUUAGGGCACAAAAGCAAGGUUUGAACCAUUUUACUACCUACGUUUCUGUUUAUCUACAUUUUCUUAUGACAAGCAUACCUGUUUCAUGGUAGCUGAGUUUUUGGGAUAUUUUAUUGUGGGUAUUGACACUAAUUAGCUCUAGGAAAUGACACAUUUACUAUAGUCCCGUUAGCAGUAGCUUGUUAUCAUGUAACUGCUGCCAAUUAGCGAACACAUGUCUCCUUAUAUUCGUUAUUGUUUGGGUCGCUACAGCGCAUCUCGUCCAACGGCCAUGAUACUUGUGAUGACUUAUAAUUAAGUUGAUGCAUCUAACUGCCCUCUCGUAUGAAAUAUUAUUGUCCGUGACAUUGACCAAUAAGAAUUUCAUGUGAUAGUUUCUACAUCGAAGCAAAAUGAUAUAUAUGAUAAUGAUAUAUAUUUUUACGUUAUUUCAAAAGAAUAUAAAUAAAUGUACAAAAUCUCCAACUUAAUCUUUGUACAUAUUUGAAGAGCCGACGUGUCUAGUCCCAGCAUAUCAAGGAAUGCCGUGUAAUUUCGCUGUGCAAUAAUCAAAUACUUUUUAUCUCAUUUUAUUUAACUGAUUUUAUUAUGAUUGUUCCACGAAACACGCGAAUGUGUUCAACGACUAACGCACAUGCUUAUUGCAUAUGAUUUUACAUUACCGCGAAUAACCACAGUGAGCGCUGCUGACAAUGGGAUUUUUGUUGAUUAGAGUUUGAUGUUAUUUUCUGUUCAGUGAUUAUCUUGAUGUUCUCUUGGAGAACAAUAAACUCUUUAAAGCACAUUAUAUGACGAGCGACUUUAGAGUGAUUGGUCUCAAAUUUGUGGCUACAUUUAUGUUCAAUUAAAAAAUUAGGCCAUUGAAGGAAUAUUUUAUAACGGCAGCAAAAUUUGAAAACAUAUUUACUUGAAGAGCAUUUGUGUCGUGCUCGAGGGCAUGUUGCGUUAUCUUAUGUAUUUCGGCUCAAAUAGAAUGUGGUAUUCAUGUUGCGGCUGUUCUUACACUGUGUGUGUUCACAAAGCAGCAGCAGAGCCCAGGUUGUGAUAUGUCUUCUCACGUGUAGCUUCCAAACGACUACCUAGUGUAAUAGUAAGUGCAAUUGAAGUGCCAUCCAAAAUACCAGAGCUAAGUUAAUGAUAAUGUAAAAAUUUCGAAAUUUAGUGUCGGUUUUCUAUUUUUCUGCAUGGAUAUUUUUCUAUUUUUCUGCAUGGGUAGGCAGCUUCACUUAUUACUCAUGCUUUCAAUGGAACACUUUAGUCUUCCAUUAAGGGUCAAGAGCGAGACUUCUUGUGUCUUGAGUUUUUACUGAUUGUGUUCCUAGCUCACUUUUAAUGUGUGCAGGCGCUAUUAAUAGUUUUUAUUCAGAAAUCUGAUUUGUUUAAGUAGAUAUUCGUGCUGCUGGCUUUACACGAAACGCUCAACUCACGAAAGGCCAAUGUUACUUAACAAUUAUAUAUAUUUUUAUUUUUAAAGAACGACAUAAAUGAACACAAUUCCUACCGUUGUAAUUAUGAGGUAAUGAUGAUGAUUUAUGUUGCUCUCUUGACGAUGUCAAUGAAUAUUUCACAAAGCUUUGCCAUUAGUUCAUUAACGGUGUGUGGGAUCUGUUGCUUUUUUUGUUGAUUUUAUAUCUUAAGAAUUCUAAUCAAUACAUGACAAUAUAUUGAUCUUUGCUCGCCAUUGAAAUAAGCGGUGAGGUGACAGGCAUCGUAUCUCUUCUAUUUCUCGAGACCAAAAAAAUUUCAUUUUCUUAAUGUUGUGCCAAUUUCAAUUCAUGUCGUAAUUGCCGUGUGAUAUUCUUUCUUCCAGUCACUGUCCUAUGUACAAGUAACGAGUAUUCUUCCAUCAAACAAUGAGAGUUUGUUGUACACGAGGUGAUUAGUAUCAUUUUUGUAGCUUAUUGAUACGAUAUAACCUGCAAAGCAUCUUAGGACAAUUGCCUUUAUACUGUCGUCUUCCACCUCUAAUCCUAGUGCUCUUCAGAAUACACCUUAAAUGUGAGCAGUUCUGUUGUGUGAUCAGUGCAUUUAUUACGGUUUAUUAAUAUUUUAAACUUUGGAAUAGUAGAGAACUAUGAACAAUAAAUGUAGCACAAGUAUAGUGUAUUUAAUGA
Molecule: messenger RNA, 3079 nt
Organism: Hyalella azteca
Lineage: Eukaryota; Metazoa; Arthropoda; Malacostraca; Amphipoda; Hyalellidae
Gene: Dic1
Product: mitochondrial dicarboxylate carrier
Exons: 7
Coding region: 93-965 (290 amino acids)
Biological process (GO): malate transmembrane transport; succinate transmembrane transport; thiosulfate transport
Cellular component (GO): mitochondrial membrane
Molecular function (GO): oxaloacetate transmembrane transporter activity; antiporter activity; thiosulfate transmembrane transporter activity
Source: RefSeq, a predicted model, not a curated record